AUGGAAGAUUUACAGAUUUUAUUACAAUAUGAUGGCUCAUGGGAAGAUAAUUCAUCUUAUUCAAAUUAUAGAGUAUCUGGAAUCAUAUUACCAAAGAAUUGUAACUUCACAAAUCUUGUUGAUAUAAUCUCUACUGAAAUGAAGAUUCAGCUUAAACAAAAUAAAUUAGUUAUUAAGUACAAAAUCAGUGAUGAUUGUCCUCCAAUAAGUAUUGAAGAUGAUGCAGGUCUUACAUUCUACAAAGAGCUUAAGAGAAAAGAUAAUGACAUUACAAAAUAUAGAAUAUGUGUAACAUUAGAGAAAAAGAGGAAAAUAGUCUAUUCUAGUGAGACAUCAAAUGCAACUGUAAACCAAGAUAACAUGGAAUUGGUUUUACAAAAUAACAUGUUGUCUAUGGAAGGAGAAUCUUCAGCAUUAAGAGAGACAUCAGAGAAUAGCAUGAAUAUGAUUGAAUAUGCAAAUCUUUUAUCUGAUAUUGGAGAGACAUAUCUUGAGGAAGACUUCCAAGAAUUUGUUCAAGGUUCAAGGGAUAUAGAAAUUGGGAAAAAGUACAGGGAUAAAAAUUCAUUGAAGAGUGAAAUAAGCCUCUAUGCACUAUCAAAACAUUUUCAAUUCAAGGUAAUCAGAUCAUGCACAAGGCAAUACAGGUUAAAAUGUGUUGAUGAAGAAUGUCAAUGGAAUCUAUACGCUUCAAAGAUUGGUUACACAAAAGCAUUUGUGAUCCGCAAAUUUGUUGAUAUUCAUACUUGCCGUUUGGAAAAGAGAAUGGGCAGUCAAUGUCAAGCUAGUUCAACCGUCAUUGCAAAUAUUAUAAAACAUAAGUUCAUUGAUGUGAAGACGAUUUAUACACCAAAUGACAUUAGGCGAGACAUGAAAAAUGACUACAGUGUUGAUAUGGACUAUUGGAGAGCUUGGAGAUGUAGAGGAAAAGCUAUUGAUCUAAUAAGAGGAACACCAAAAGAAUCAUUUGCGCAACUUCCAAGUUAUUUACACAUGGUAAAAACAACAAACCCCGGAUCCUAUGUAAAAUUAGAAACUGAUGAAGAUUCUGCUUUUCUAUAUGCAUUCAUGGCACUCAAUGCAUCAAUAAAAGGAUGGAAACAUUGCAUGCCUAUUGUUGUAGUGGAUGGAACAUUCUUAAAAGGUCCAUAUGGUGGAACACUACUUGCGGCUUCGACCCAUGAUUCAGCUGGAAAAAUUUUCCCUCUUGCCUAUGCAGUGACAGACUCUGAGAAUAACAAUUCAUGGAAUUGGUUUUUUGAAAGUAUGAUGGAAGUUUACGGUGUGAGAGAAGGAAUGUGCAUAAUUUCAGACCGACAUGAAAGCAUAAAAAAUGCAAUAACAGAUGUGUAUGGUGAAGAAGUUAAACAUGGGAAACAGAAUUUAACUACCAAAUUGCAGAAAUGGAUGCUUUGGACAGCCGAGUAA
Molecule: messenger RNA, 1428 nt
Organism: Mercurialis annua (annual mercury)
Lineage: Eukaryota; Viridiplantae; Streptophyta; Magnoliopsida; Malpighiales; Euphorbiaceae
Exons: 4
Coding region: 1-1428 (475 amino acids)
Source: RefSeq, a predicted model, not a curated record